Messenger RNA from Ipomoea nil (Japanese morning glory), 1701 nucleotides. RefSeq lists its product as uncharacterized. Lineage: Eukaryota; Viridiplantae; Streptophyta; Magnoliopsida; Solanales; Convolvulaceae. The coding region runs from base 1 to 1701 and encodes 566 amino acids. The record is from RefSeq and is a predicted model, not a curated record. The transcript has 2 exons.
AUGGUAGUCAGGUUGGCUUCUGUCCUCCCGAGGUUGCUGUCUCCUCAUCAAAGUGGUUUCGUCUCGGGGCGGUCUAUUACUGAUAAUAUUUUGCUUGCCUCUGAGAUGUGCCAUGGUAUUACGCUAGGAAAUCAGGAUAUAGUGCUGAAGCUAGACAUGGCUAAGGCCUAUGACCGGGUAUCCUGGUUUUUUCUUGUCUUUGUGAUGCGUAAGAUGGGCUUUUCUGAAGUCUGUAUUGACUUGGUCUAUCGUGCUGUUUCCAAUGUGUGGUACUCUGUCAUUGUCAAUGGGGUCAAAGAGGGUUUCUUUACCUCGUCCCGUGGAUUGAGGCAAGGAGACCCACUCUCCCCUAGUCUUUUCAUAAUUGCUGCAGAAGUCCUCUCUACGUUCCUCGCCCGAGUCUAUCAGGACGAGGCUGUCCUUAGAUUUUCCCAGCCUCCUGGUACUCCUCAUAUUCAUCACUUAUCCUACGCUGACGAUGUUAUUAUUUUUAGUACUGGGAGACAGGGGGUAAUCUGCAAAGUCAUUCGUGCUUUAAAAGAUUACGAAGGGAUUUCUGGCCAAAUGGUCAGUUUUCCUAAGAGUGCUUUUUAUAUGCAUCCUGACACCUCGGGUCGGGUGAUUCGUAGGAUUAGGGACAUCACUAGAUGCAUUCAUAGAUCCCUCCCUUUCACCUAUCUUGGGUGCCCUAUUUAUGUGGAGAGGAAGAAGUGCGUUUAUUUUUCAUCUGUGGUGGACAAGGUUAUUCGGGACCUGGAACAGUAUUUUGCCGCCUUUUUCUGGAGGCAGUCGGGAGGUGCACGCUACAAUUGGGCUUCAUGGAAAACUCUCUCCCUACCUAAAAAAGAGGGUGGAGUGGGAUUCCUUGACCAUGACUUGAUGGUGUGGGCAUCUAGUGCGAAGCUUUGGAGGAAUUUCCGCAAGGUGUAUUCCCUGUGGGGAAGUUUCAUGACUGCUAAGUACUGCAGUCGAGUUCACCCGGUGGCGAAACAAGCGCGAACCUCCGAUUCACACACUUGGAAGCGAAUGCUCAGUGUCAGGAAUGAGGUAGAGGCAGUUUUAGGAUGGCGCCUGACUCACGGGGAUGUUAAUCUCUGGUGGGAUAAUUGGUCCGGCAUCGGCACACUAGGGCGCCUUUAUCCCUUCCCGGGGGUUGAGUACUUUGGUGAUCUAUUGUCUGACUUCAUUCAGGAUGGAGAGUUAGACCUAUCGGCGUAUGAUGACCUUCUGCCGCUUGGGUUGGAGGCUGACAUGUCCCGUCUAGGUCAAAGAGUAGCUGACAUCCCUAUUUGGCGGGUGGCUACGGACGGUUUGUUUUCUUUUUCCUCUGCAAAAUCUUUAUUCAGACCUGAACCGGUGCAGUCAGAUCCUCUUUUGAGUGCAUGUUGGUAUAAACAUUUGCCCUUUAAGGUGUCAUUUCUUUCUUGGCGUGUGUUAAGGGGUCGCUUGCCCACUGAUGAUGCCAUGGCUAGAUUUGGGCGCCUUAUUGUUUCCAGAUGCUGGUGCUGCAAUAAACCUGUUAGGGAAACUAUUGAUCACAUCUUUUAUGCGGGGGACACUGCUAGGGCUGUAUUGGGAUUUUUUAUGGGAUCACUCAACUUGCGAUUCAGUCAUCGAGGUCUACGGACGCUCUUGACUGGGUGGAAGCGGGUGGUUUCACAUAACCGUCUUGUUGCUUUUGUUAUUUGCAGAUUGCCUUAA